GGAAACGGGAGCAGUGGAUCGAGAGAGGAAGAAGGGCCGCGCGGGAAGGGAGAGCCGUACCGUGACAGUGGCAACGACCAGGGGGGAAGACGCGAGGUCGAGGAAGACCUCCUCCCCGCAGCCACGAUGGCGACGAAGCCGGUGCCGAAGCCACGCUCGCUGCUGGCCGACAACAGGCCGAUACCGGCGCCCCGAAGAAUCCCGCCGAUCUUGCCACCCGCUCGAUCGAGCAGUCCCACCAGCGAGUCCAGCCAGUCGGAGAAGAGCGACGACGUGAGGUCGACCGGCACGAACGAGAGCCAGCGUGGCUCCAACCACGAGUUCUUCCGCAGCCUCAGCACGAGCUCGCGCCAAUUGAAGGACGAGAUCUCGGAGAAGAUGACGGUGAAGGGUCGCGCCAUGAUCUCCAGCACGAGGAACGCCAGUAUCCGGCUGGAGAGGUCGGUGAAGAAUCUGCUGACUCGGAGGCUGUCGUCCCUCAACCAGGACGACGUCGGCCAGACCGGCGGGAAGAAGCUCAAGGACCCGGUCGACGAGGACAGAUGCGUGUCUAUGCCGGCCGACGACAUCUUCAGCAGCAUCUCCUUCUACAGCCCGCUCAGCGGCAACCUGAGGAGCGUGAGGAACGAGGAGGACCUCUCCGGCACCAGGCACAGUCCGCCGCCCCCGGUUUAUCCGCCACCUCCGCUUCCGGACGAGUCUAUCUACGACGAGCUGCAGUCCGUCAUAUCGGGCAGCAGCGGCCGAUAUGAUACUCUCAGCUCGACGGUGUCCGACAAAGUCGAGCGAGACUUUCCUGAAUCGUUCAACCGCCUCGGCUUACCGCGAAACCAGGACAGCGAUUCCGACCAAAGCUUAAACUUGUCCGACGUCAACGUUAGUCUGUCGCAAGACAAGUCCGAGACCUCCAGGAGGCUGUCGCGAUCGGACUCUUGGACCUUCUACGAUACCACACCGAGUGCGAAACCCGAGACCAUCGACGAGGACGAUAAGGCGUCCAGUGUAGAGGAGGAGGAGGAGAGCCUGGAGAAGUCCUGUGAUAAAGGACUGCCGAUAAUAGACCGGACCUCUUACGCGUCCAAUGAGAGCCACGCUUCCGUCCAGAAUUCCCUCUACGAGAACCUGCUGCCGCCGAAGGUCGACGGCUGGCAGUCAUCCGUGACGAGUCCCCCGGACACCAGGCAGCAGAACAGCAAGUCCCUGCUCUUCGAGUUCGACCCGUUCGCGAGGACCUCCGACGAGAAUGUCUACAGCAACUACGAAAACAACGACCUGAUGCUGUUGGAGGCACUGUUGGCUACCAACGAUCCGCUCAGCAGAACGAGCAGCACCGUCGAGCUUCACGAGGACGUCGACGCCGAGGAGGAGCACGAGGACGACGAGUUGACGCAUCCCGGCAUCAGCUUGAUCCCUCCGGAGCCGCCCAAGAGGUUCGAUUCUCUUCCCAAAAACGAGUACGACGAGGUGGAAGGCGUGGAGCAACCCGACAGGGUCGUCUCCAGCAAGAACCCGCCGCUCUUGCCGAAGUUGGCCCAUCUGGUGACGAAGAAGCAGCCCGCGGUGCCUCCCAGAAAGCCUUCCUUGAAGAAUCCCGCGGAUAAUCCGUCCUGUACGUCCCUCAAGCCGGCUAUGAGUGCGACGACGACAACGACAACGACGACAACGACAAUAUCUGCCAACAACGUCGAAGGAAACGUCACCGGAUCUUCGUCCGUCAGAGCCGCCGAGGAUCAUCGUAAGGUCAGCGUGAUACAGAAACUCAGGAAACUGCGCCAGGAGUCCACAGUGACCGCCAUCAAGCCCAAUGUGAUCAGUUUCGUGAAGACCGGCAGUAAAUUUCUAUCUAGGACUCGUGAACACAUCAGCGAGUCGUCCGCUCCGAGGUCGCCACGAAUGGAGAGGCCAAAGGUCAAUGCUCCGCACAAUCAGGUCACACACCGGGGAAUGGUGUAUAGGCCUGGCGUGGGCAUCGAAAGGGCCAAGGAUCUCGUGCCGAGAGCGGCGGUGUUGACCGAUCGGAAGUUAUCGUUCUACACGGACAAGAGUAUGUCUACGCUGAAGGAGGCCGUGGAACUGGAGACAGUGCACAGUAUUCAUUUGCUGCAGGACGUCAAAACCGUGGACAACGAGACGGUGCAUUGCGUAGCGAUUAGCGGCGAGUGCAGGCCGAGAGUGCACAUUUUCUACGCGAAAGGCGCCGCCGAAAGGCGCAUCUGGGCCCAGAGGAUCCUCGAGGCCACCACACCGGUCUUCCCCACGAAGUACACCUCCGAACUCACCAGGGCGGGCUGGGCUUACCUGAAGGAAGGCGUAACAGGAACGUGGUUCCCAGCUUGGCUCUUGCUGCAACAAAGGAUUCUGAUUUACACGAAGUCCUUCGAGCCUGCGUUCGCCGUGAACUUCGAGCAAGUAGACCUGCGAAAAGCCCGUUGCAUCGUGUUGCGGGAGCAGGAAGGACCGAUUAGCGGACUCGUUCCCGUGGUGGUCGUCGACGCGGGCGGCAGCGGCGCCUUGCACAUCGCCACGCCGGCGGCGUACGAAGCACCAGCUUGGCGGCACGCGCUUUACCAGGCCGCUACAAACUGCGGGCCCGCCUUAGACCAGCAGCAGAUCACGCAGGACAACGUGCCGGUCAUCCUGGACAAAUGCGUCAACUUCAUCUACGCGCACGGCAUGAUGUCAGAGGGUAUUUAUCGGCGCAGCGGAUCGAGCAGUGCCGUAGUGAGACUGCUGGAGGCCUUCAGGAAGGACGCGUGGGCGACGCAGAUCACGCGGAACUCGUACACGGAGCACGAUGUCGCCACGGUUCUCAGGAGGUUCCUACGCGACCUACCUGACCCAUUGUUCCCGGCUAAUAUCCACGACCGACUCUGCCUCGCCGCAGAAUCGACCAGCGAGGAGAAUAGAGUGGCAACUUACCGGAAAUUACUGUCCGUCCUGCACCCCGUGACGUCGGCGACAUUGCGGCGAAUCCUGGCGCACUUGCACGGCCUCAGCCAACAGAGCGCGAGGAACCUGAUGACCGUGGAGAACCUGUCCGCGGUCUGGGGUCCCACGUUGAUGCACGCGGGCGAGAACAGCGCCGAGGAGUGGAAUCGUGCUGAGACUAAGGUCGUCGGUGACCUCAUCAGGCUCUAUCCGAAGCUCUACCAGCUGUCGUCGGCUGAAUUGGCCAAGGAGGCGAAGAUGUUGGAGGUUCUGGAGAAGCAUCACGUGUCUAACAGCGGUCCACGGGCCGCGCCCUCGGGCGAUCUGAAGAUCUGGAUAUAUAUCUUGUCACGUAAUGAAAAAUGCGUGAACGUCACUAUCGGACCUCAAAAGACUGCCUUCGACGUGUGCCGAGAACUUGCCGAGAAAGCCAACCUGCCGGCUCACGAAUUGUGUCUGGAGGAGUACACGCUGUCCGGCGCUCUGGAGCGGCCGUUGCAUCACAACGAGCGCGUCCUGGAGACGGUGGCGAGGUGGGGAUACUGGGAUCCGGAAGACAGGAAAGACAACACUCUGGUGCUGAAGAAGGACCGGCUGUACAAGGACAUCGUGCCUCUGGUGAAGCCGCCUAUGACGAUCUCGGGGGAGCUCAAGUUCGCCGAUACCAGGACGAAGAACCUGAAGACGUACCUCUUCGAGUUCAGCCAGGCGAAGUUGUGCUGCUACAAGGACAAGGUGUGCUCGGUGAAGCUGCACGAAUGGAAGAUCGAGGAUAUCGUUUGGUACUUGGGGCAUGAACCGAAACGCAACCCGCAGAUGGGCUGGUCCAUCACUUUCAUAAUGAAGAACAAGAAACCUACAAGAUGCAAGGAUAGUCCAUACUUCGGGAAUACAUUGGCGGGCACAUCUAAGGACGAGCAGUACAGAUGGUUAGCAGCCAUGCUCUUCGGCGAAUAUCAAUUAAAUCUUCGUCCUUCCGCGGUGAACCUCAUGGAUCCAUGACUGAUGAUUAUUCUGCGAUUACAGGUUAUUUAGCGUUUCCAAAGCGAUCAGGUGAUAACUUUUUACCACGGGAGAAUCAUGACCGAUUCCGAAUGAAUAUACAAAUAUUGUACAUACAGUAUUCCAGCCGAUAUUUAAUAGAACUGAUUAAUUUAACAUUUUAUAGUUCACACGAACGCUGUACUAGGGAUUUGAUCGCGCUGGAAAAGCGUUUGUUUGCGUUAGUGCUUAAUCCGUUCGGUCGCAUACCUGACAGUCUUGUUUAUAUAGUUUGUAAUGCGUUAGUACUUGCGCAUCGACGACGACGCGCUGCGAACAUUGAUCACUGUCAUUGUUAAAGUAACGAUCAUGUAACACGCCAUUUGUAGAGAUAAGAUUAACGAAAUAUUACGCUAAAAGAACGAUAUAUAUGUACACUAUGUUUUAUAAUAAAUUUAUUUUGAAUUUA
Molecule: messenger RNA, 4378 nt
Organism: Dinoponera quadriceps
Lineage: Eukaryota; Metazoa; Arthropoda; Insecta; Hymenoptera; Formicidae
Gene: RhoGAP15B
Product: arf-GAP with Rho-GAP domain, ANK repeat and PH domain-containing protein 1
Exons: 13
Coding region: 127-3930 (1267 amino acids)
Biological process (GO): positive regulation of GTPase activity; signal transduction
Molecular function (GO): GTPase activator activity; phosphatidylinositol-3,4,5-trisphosphate binding
Source: RefSeq, a predicted model, not a curated record